AAUUGACUCAUAUAAAUACUAAUAAUUAAAAAGUUUUUAUAAAAUUAAAUUAUUAAAAUCUUGCAAAUAAAAAUUGAAAGCUAUCCUAUACAAUAGUCGAUUUAUACCAGUGUCGUAGUUACAAGUAGCGAUGUUUAUCGAAAUUGAAAACAAACCUAAAAGUUUACGCAGUAUUGUAAUCCUUUUCAAAAUAAAAAAUUGAAACCAUGACCGAAAGACUGAAAGGAAAAUUCGGUUUACUGAAAAAGGUCGCGGUGAAAGUGGAGGAUCCGGAUGAAUAUUUAGGUCCCGACGACCCGAGAUGUCAACCAAAAAAAGAAGAUGAUCCGAUUGAAUUUUCAACCCCCGGAAAUGAUCCGAGAUUCCAGCAGCAGAACCAAACGCUUCGCUGUUACGUGAGCUAUUCGGAUUUUUACCAAUGCGAGCACAUACUUGGCGAGGGUGCCGAGGCUUGCCAGUGGUUCAAACGAGUCUUUACGUCUAUUUGUCCGAUGGCUUGGGUCGAACGAUGGGACGAAUACCGCUUGGAGCAGCGUAUGCCCUGGUUCAAGCAUGGCGUUUUUCCCGAUGCCCCGUACGGCAAACGGGGAUGAGAUCGGCAGAUCGUUAUGAAGAGCUGGUCAGUUAAUUAUUGGAAAUAAAUUGUUUUGCUUUGGUUCAUUGACAUUUUUGUAUUGAUUUGAUAAAGGAAAAAUGUAGGAUAAUUGGAUUUUUAAUGGAUUAUCGAAUAAACAACAUCAGUUUU
This is a messenger RNA of Trichogramma pretiosum, 745 nucleotides long. Its product is annotated as cytochrome c oxidase subunit 6B1-like. The record is from RefSeq and is a predicted model, not a curated record. Gene Ontology annotation, cellular component: mitochondrion; respiratory chain complex IV. Lineage: Eukaryota; Metazoa; Arthropoda; Insecta; Hymenoptera; Trichogrammatidae. Bases 207 to 593 code for a protein of 128 amino acids. The transcript has 2 exons.